CUCAGUAUCCAGGGUAGCUCUCGGGCUGCAAAGAGGAGGAGGAGGAGGAAGAAGCUUUGAUAUCGCCCCAGGCCGGCCCCGCCCUCCCGGGGGAGACCUGGACUGGAAGGGGGGAGGGGGGAAGUUCUGGAAGCGGAGGAAAACCGGGAGGAGGAGGAGGAGGAGGAGGAGGAGAGGGAAGUGGGCGGGGGCAGCCUCGAGUGGAGAAAGUAGUUUCCCCGGAGUUGCGGGUCCAGCUGCUGGUGAAGCGGGUUGUGGGGGUGGGGGGGGGCACGGAGUGGCGGUGACUGCGGGGCGUGUAGGGGAGGCAGUAGGGAAGACAGUAGGGGGCCCAGGGGUCAGAGGCCGAGCCAGUGCUGGCCGGGCAGGGAUGAGCCAUGGCAUCAGUCAAAGUGGCCGUGAGAGUCAGGCCCAUGAACCGAAGGGAAAAAGAUUUGGAGGCCAAGUGUAUUAUUCACAUGGAAACAAACAAAACAACAAUCACAAACUUAAAGAUUCCAGAGGGAGGGACUGGAGAUUCAGGAAGAGAAAGAACCAAAACCUUCACCUAUGACUUUUCCUUUUGUUCUGCUGAUUCUAAAAGUCCAAAUUAUGUUUCUCAAGAAAUGGUUUUCACAAAUCUUGGCACAGAUGUAUUACAAUCUGCAUUUGAAGGUUAUAAUGCUUGUGUUUUUGCCUAUGGGCAAACCGGAUCAGGGAAGUCUUACACUAUGAUGGGAAAUACUGGUGAUUCUGGCUUGAUACCUCGAAUUUGUGAAGGUCUGUUCAGCCGUAUAAAUGAAACUACAAAAUGGGAUGAAGCUUCUUUUCGAACUGAAGUCAGCUACCUUGAAAUCUAUAAUGAACGUGUGAGAGAUCUCCUUAGGAGGAAGUCAUCAAAAACCUACAAUUUGAGAGUUCGUGAGCAUCCCAAAGAAGGACCUUAUGUUGAAGAUUUGUCAAAACAUUUAGUACAAAAUUACAGUGAUGUAGAAGAACUUAUGGAUGCAGGGAAUAUAAAUCGAACCACUGCUGCAACAGGAAUGAAUGAUGUUAGCAGCAGGUCUCAUGCCAUUUUUACCAUCAACUUCACUCAGGCAAAAUUUGAUUCAGAAAUGCCAUGUGAAACUGUGAGCAAGAUCCACUUGGUUGAUCUGGCGGGGAGCGAAAGAGCAGAUGCCACUGGCGCUACCGGGGUUAGAUUGAAAGAAGGAGGGAACAUUAACAAAUCCCUAGUUACUCUGGGAAAUGUCAUUUCUGCCUUAGCUGAUUUAUCUCAGGAUGCCGCAUACCCUCUUGUAAAGAAGAAGCAAGUAUUUGUGCCUUACAGGGACUCUGUUUUGACUUGGUUGCUAAAAGAUAGCCUUGGAGGAAACUCUAAAACUAUCAUGAUUGCCACUAUUUCACCUGCUGAUGUCAAUUAUGGAGAAACCCUAAGUACUCUUCGAUAUGCAAAUAGAGCCAAAAACAUCAUCAACAAGCCUACCAUUAAUGAGGAUCCUAACGUCAAACUCAUUCGUGAGCUCCGAGCUGAAAUAGCCAGACUGAAAACUCUGCUUGCCCAAGGGAAUCAGAUUGCACUAUUGGACUCUCCAACAGCUUUGAGUAUGGAGGAGAAACUCCAGCAGAAUGAAGCAAGAGUACAAGAAUUGACCAAAGAAUGGACAAACAAGUGGAAUGAAACUCAAAAUAUUUUGAAAGAACAAACGUUAGCCCUGAGGAAAGAAGGAAUUGGAGUUGUUCUGGAUUCUGAGCUGCCUCAUCUGAUUGGCAUUGAUGAUGACCUUCUGAGCACUGGAAUAAUCUUAUAUCACUUGAAGGAGGGUCAGACUUAUGUUGGCCGAGAAGAUGCUUCAACGGAACAGGAUAUUGUUCUUCAUGGCCUGGAUUUGGAAAGUGAGCACUGUGUCUUUGAAAAUGUUAAUGGAACAGUGACUUUAAUACCGCUGAAUGGAUCCCAGUGCUCUGUGAAUGGAAUUCAGAUCCUAGAAGCUACGCACCUAAACCAAGGUGCUGUUAUACUUCUUGGGAGAACCAACAUGUUUCGUUUUAACCACCCCAAGGAAGCUGCCAAACUUAGGGAAAAGAGAAAGAGUGGACUUUUGUCUUCCUUCAGUUUGUCAAUGACCGACCUCUCAAAGUCAUGUGAAAACCUCUCAGCUGUCAUGUUGUAUAAUCCAGGCAGUCUUUUUCCUGUUAAAGGACCAAUCUGUUUAAGGCUUGAAUUUGAGAGGCAACAACGUGAGGAACUGGAAAAGUUAGAAAAUAAAAGGAAGCUCAUUGAAGAAAUGGAAGAAAAACAAAAAUCUGACAAAGCAAAAUUAGAACGAAUGCAACAAGAAGUGGAGUCACAGCGCAAGGAAACAGAAAUAGUACAGCGACAAAUCAGGAAACAGGAGGAGAGUUUGAAACGCCGUAGCUUUCAUAUUGAGAGUAGACUAAAAGAUUUGCUAGCUGAAAAAGAAAAAUUUGAAGAGGAACGGCUCAGGGAACAGCAGGAGAUAGAACUUCAGAAGAAAAGGCAAGAAGAAGAAAGCAUUCUCAAAGUCAAGGAAGAGCUCCAUUGGCUACAAGAACUCAGUAAGAAUGAAAAGGCUGAGAAGAUACAAAUUUUCAGAGAACUUGACAGACUUAAAAAGGAAAAAGAUGAGCAAUGUGCCAAGUUUGACCUAGAAAAAAAGAGACUUGAAGAGCAAGAAAAAGAGCAGCUGUUGCUUGUUGCACAUCUUGAAGAGGAAGUCAGAGAAAAACAAGAUAUGAUACAAUUCCUGAAGCAAGGAGAUGUCCAACGGCUAGAAGAAGAAAUAAGGGACCUUGAAGAAAUCAGAGGAUCUCUUUUGAAAUUUAAAGAAGUCCGGUCUCAAGGGGAUGAAGAAGAUGGUGAAGAAUUAGAGAAAGCACAACUUAAUUUCCUGAACUUCAAGAGAAAUCAACUUGCACAGUUGAUAAAUUUGGAAAAGGAUCUAGUUCAGCAGCGAGAUCUCCUUGAAAAAGAAGUGGUAGAUGAAUGGGAAGUUCUAGAGCAUUUAACAGGUGUCACUGAAGAUUUGAAUUUGCUCAAAGUAAAUGAUGAAAGUCUCUUAAAGGCAACACAGGUGGCCCAAGACUUGGAGAAAAUGAAGCCAGCAGAAUACAGGCUGCAGAAUAAAAAACGCCAGCUUCAGUACCUCACACAGAAUCAUUUGCCAGUUUUGUUGGAAGAGAAGCAAAGAGCUUUUGAAAUCCUUGAUAGAGGUCUUCUUGGCUUAGAUAACACACUUUAUUUGGUUGAGAAAGAAAGGGAAGAAAAAGAGGAACAGCUUACCCAGUACAGAGCCAAUGCCAACCAGCUGCAGAAACUCCAAGCCACUUUUGAAUUCACUGCCAAUAUUGCUCGUCAGGAAGAGAAAGUUAGGAAAAAGGAAAAAGAAAUUCUUGAAUCCAGGGAGAAGCAACAAAGAGAAGCACUGGAACAGGCUGUUGCUAAACUGGAAAAGAGACAUACUGCCCUCCAACGCCGCUCCAUUUUGGAUUUGGAGAUUGAAGAGCAGAAACAAAAGCUGGCCACUCUUAACAGCAAUAAUAGUGAGCAGUCAGGUCUCAGGGCUUGUCUAGAGUCGGAACAAAAAGCCUUAGAACAGAACCAUGAAAGGCUUAAUGCUUAUAUUGAAGAAGAAGUGCAGCGGCGUCUGCAGAAUGUUCAUCCCAGGUUUGGAGAUGCCAACAUCUAUUUAUCCCAGUCUAAAGAACUGCCAAAGGAUAAUGAAAAACUUCACAAUGGCACUAUUCAACGUAAGCUUAAAUAUGAGGUAGGUAGGUAAUAAUUUUUCAGAUUGAGAGGAUCAUCUUAAAUUAUGGCAUGCUCAUGUGAUAAAUUUUCUUAAAUGUUUAGUUGCAUAAUUAGAAAUUUGAAAUGACAAUGAGAUUAAUGUCUUCUAGAGAAGGCAAGCUAUUAUAUGAACUUAAAAUUAAAUAGAAUCUUACAGGUUGGAUAUAGCUUUGACUUUUUCUGAUUGGCAAAUAGCUGCAAUCAAGACCUUCGGGGAAAAAAACCAAAACCAAAAACAACUCUUAAUUUAUAACAAUCUCUUUCCUCAUCCUUCAUUAAAAUACAAAAUUAUAUGAUCAGAAUCAGAAAUGAGGUUUGGAAAUGUAAUAGAGAGCUGGUCAACAUUUGAAAAAUCUUAUAAACUUCAAAGACCCUGAGCCUUCAUAUUAUUGCUAGUCUUACCAAGGAAUAUUCUUGAGAAACUGAUUUCUAUAUUCCUCUGAUGGAUUAUGUAGCACCAUAAUCUUAUAAAGCCAAAGUUUAUUUGGACAUAAGGCUCAUGAGGUUUUAUUUGGUACUCUUUACAUAUUUUCUACAUAUACUCUCUUACAUUUCUACUCUUGUGUACACACACAUACAUGGGCACACAUACACCCCCACCUCCCUUGAAUAAAUUAUGGAAGCAUUGAAAAGAGUUUCCAUAGAUUAGUAGGCUAAAAUAAUUCUAGUUAACCCCUACAAGUAGAAUUGAUUUAAUCUGCCUUAACUGUCAUCAGCCCCUAUUCUUUAUAGUCAUCUUAUAGACUAAUAAAAUUAUCUUCUUUCAAAGAGGUGAGAUUCUUGGAGGAAAAAUGAUUUUUUUCUUUUCUCUAUGCUACAAAACCUAAAGAUAGUGCAUUAUACAUAGUAAGAAGUCAACAGGUAUUUGCUAUUGAUGAUUCAUUUAUGCCUUUAGAAAAUAUAUGUGAAUUCCCUAAAAAACAUAUUCCCAAACUUGAAACCCAAUCAACUAGAGAAAUGUGGUUAAACUACCAAUGAAUUUUUAUUAGGCUUACAAUUUAAUUAUUGAUAGAUUCACUAUAAUUUUUUAACUUGUGGGUAUGGAGGCCUGUGCUCAUUUGUUUGCUAUUUGAAUAUGAAUUUAAUUCAGACCCCUCGAUAUUAUUC
Molecule: messenger RNA, 4894 nt
Organism: Monodelphis domestica (gray short-tailed opossum)
Lineage: Eukaryota; Metazoa; Chordata; Mammalia; Didelphimorphia; Didelphidae
Gene: KIF16B
Product: kinesin family member 16B
Biological process (GO): microtubule-based movement
Molecular function (GO): ATP binding; microtubule binding; phosphatidylinositol binding
Source: RefSeq, a predicted model, not a curated record